This is a messenger RNA of Priapulus caudatus, 1585 nucleotides long. RefSeq names its product E3 ubiquitin-protein ligase MARCH4-like. Gene Ontology annotation, biological process: protein ubiquitination. Bases 755 to 1585 code for a protein of 276 amino acids. The record is from RefSeq and is a predicted model, not a curated record. Lineage: Eukaryota; Metazoa; Priapulida; Priapulimorpha; Priapulimorphida; Priapulidae. Gene Ontology annotation, molecular function: ubiquitin-protein transferase activity; zinc ion binding. The transcript is spliced from 4 exons.
CACUGACUCACUGAGGAAAAUGACAAUAUUAUGAUCAGAAAGGUCGUCGUGCCAGGGCCGCUAGGGGCUUCACUGAGCGUCAAGGUUUCACUGAGGGAGGAUUGCACGCAGCUUCCGCUGUUGCCACUACAGUGAGCAUACAUGAUUCACUGGUGCAAGCUGCAGAGAAAGAGCUUCAGUGAACAGAGUUGUGCAUCAGUGAUUCAGUGAUUGCAGCUGCACAGAGCUUUAGUGAUUCAGUAACCAGAGCUGCAAAGAAAGCUUCGAGGAUUCAGUACCCAGUGUUUCACAAAUCUUCAGUAAUUCAAUGACCAAAGCUGCAAAGAGAUAUUCAGUGAUUCAGUGAUUGCAGCUGUACAGGGUUUCCAUGAUUCAGUGAGCAGAGCUGUACACUGGUUCAAUAACUAGUGUUUCACAGGGCUUCAGUAAGUCAGUGAUCAGAGAUUGAAAAGGAUUCAGUGAUAGCAGCUUUACAGGUCUUUACUGAUUCAGUAACUAGUGUUUUACAAGGCAUCAGUAAUUCAGUGAUCAGCGAUUGAGAAGGCUUCAGUGAACAGAGCUGUACACAGAGUUUCAGUGCUUCAGUGAACAGAGCUGUACACAGAGUUUCAGUGCUUCAGUGAACAGAGCUGUACACAGAGCUUCAGUGCUUCAGUGAACAGAGCUGUACACAGAGUUUCAGUGCUUCAGUGAACAGAGCUGUACACUGAGUUUCAGUGAUUGCAGCUGUACACAGAGCUUCGGUGCCUCAGUGAUGAGUGUGUCAGGUGGAGCAGCCGUCAUCGGAAAUGAGCUGGGAUGCAAGCUCAGUACCACCUCCAUGAGUGAGGUGUGCCGCAUAUGCCUGUCAGGUACGUCGCAGGGAGAGCUGCUACAUCCGUGUAUGUGCAUGGGUAGCGUGCGAUACUGCCACAACCGCUGCCUCAUGAAGUGGAUAACUGCUUCCAACUCGGAGAAGUGUGAACUGUGCGGUGCUGACUACGUCAUGAUCAGCCGAGGUCUGAAACCCAUGAGAGAGUGGCAGACGCUCGGCAUGACCGUCCUCGACGCCGUGCACGUUCUCUUGUUCCUGCUCGCCUUCUGCAUGCUCAUCGGCUCGCUCGGCUGGUUGCUAUGGUUACUCGUCAGCGACGACGAGCGCGCGCGGCGGGAGCGCGACUCCGAGCUCGCCUUCGUCACGUACUGCGUCUACGGCCCGCUCGACGUCCUCUGCUUCUUCAUCGUCGUCCUGGAAACGAAGUUUCACUGGUGGCGCGCUCGUCGCGCGCUGGCCCCCGCCUCCAAACAUGCGCAUCGCCGUCGGUCAACGCGCCGGCGCGGGGCGCGGGCGGUGGGCCCGCGAGCGGCGGCGCGCGAACCGUCGCGGCCGGAGACCCGAACAACAACGGUCGCCGCGCGAAACGGCGGAGGCGGGCGCGAGGAAGGACGCGGACGCGGUCGCGCCGUCGACGGUCGUUGCUGCAUCUCGACGGCACGAGUCGCAUCGGCAAGCCGGCAUGCGCGGCCGGUGCGCGCGCGCGCGGCCGACGACGAGACCUUGCGUGCGGCGGGUCGGUUGCCACGAACGACGACGACCGCGCGCUAG